Molecule: messenger RNA, 1823 nt
Organism: Babjeviella inositovora NRRL Y-12698
Lineage: Eukaryota; Fungi; Ascomycota; Pichiomycetes; Serinales
Exons: 2
Coding region: 1-1608 (535 amino acids)
Biological process (GO): mRNA processing
Source: RefSeq, a predicted model, not a curated record
AUGACUGAAGACGACACCGAUAGAGUGAUUUCAAUAGUUCCGUACCUGCUCCCGCCACUAGACGCCAAGUUGGCGAAACUCCUCGACCUAGACGCCACAGAAAGUGAGGGCUACACAGAGCUACACGCGGAUGUGCUUUUCUCGGGCUCUGUUCCCAUAUACAAAGAUGCCAAUCUCCAGCUUUUGCUCCAGCAGAGUCACGUUGCAACGACCAAAACUGAGCAACGCGCCGCUGCCAGCGCCGACCGCAUGGACGUGGACCAGGAAUUGAAGCGCCACGUGGAAAUCGGCACCUUUGCCCUAGAGCAGUCACCGUGGACAUUUGCAUUACACGGAUUCCCACAUAUCCACAGCUACUUCGACCUCGAAGCGGCCUUGGUCCGGAUGAUGGACACAGACUUCCGGUGGACCAUCAUCAACUACGAGCAUAUCGACAACCGUUUGGUGUUUGUCAGGCUCAACAGCUUUGAGGCGUUGCGGCAGUCAGUAGAGGCGGUCUUGUCUGUCAAGUUGUUUGAGGGGGGGCUUUCAGUGCGGGUUGACCACCGCACGUUUGAGGCGCUAAAGCCGGUCAAAGGCACCGAAGACGAAGCGAAACGGGCAAACAUCGAAAAAUUGUUCGUAAAAUCUCCGUCAACCAAAGCGCGUAAUGAUGAUGACGACAAGAAGAACGAACUCCUCUACUCCAAGUACAAGAUCGAAGACAGUGAGCUUAUUGACGUUCCGACGGAUUACCGCAAGUCUGUGGUGAAGGACAUCAUCAGGUUCCGCACCCGGGUGUUGAAGAUUGAGCAGGAGAAGCGGUCGAAGGAGAUCGAAACUGAGCGCAAAAAAUCCAAACAGAAAUUGCGCAAGUUGUUUGAAGACAUCAAGGAGUCCAAUGGGGAUAUGGUGGCUGACAAUUUGCCUGAUUCUGACGGCUCUGAUGAGGAGGACCCGCAGGGCAUGAACGACGAAGAGGCAUUUGCGUACGCGGAAGAGCUCAAGCAGGAGGCGCUAGACAAGGAAUUUGCGGCAAAGGAGACCACCCUCAUCAGACAUGAGAGCAGCCAGCGUAGCAAGCUUUUGGCGGUGAUUCAGGACUUGAAGGCAUCCAACGACGAAGCUCGCGACCGGAAGCUUGCUGAACUCAGGAGCUUUGUGGACUAUGGCGUGACGGAGAGUAAGGCCUAUGCGUACUACAAGAAUCAUGGUGGUUACUUGAAGAUGCGGUUGCACGUCAGAGAGAAGGAGGAAGCCAAGGAUGCCGCAGAUAGGGAAGCCGAGGCAGUCGAACAGGCCUCUAUGGCCAAGGCAGAUGAGUUCUUGUCUUCGCUCACUACGAAGCCGAUCAAGCUCAGUCUCAAUGUCAGGGACGAAGGCAAACUAAAUGUUGCGGCUUUGGAUGCGAAAGACGGGGUUUGGGAGCUUGUCAGAGCCAAAAUCGAUGAGUUGGUGGAGGAAUCCUUGGGCGAUGCCGAAGAGGAGUUGUCCAAGUUUAUCUUUGACUUUGUCCAAGAUGGAGCAAACGACAAGGCCGGCUUGGUGAAGGAGCUAGAGGAAACGUUGGACGAUGAUGCUGUGGAGCUUGUCCAGAAGUUAUGGGAGUUUAUCCACGAACAGUUAUAAAGGGAAAUUUACAAGAGGUGAAAGGCUAAGUAAUUUCUGGGUUUAAGCUGCAUGAGGUAGGUGUUAUCAGGCUACAUUUUCGGGAUAUGGCCUGGGCCAUGUGGAGCUCUUACUUCAGUCACUCCAUUGGCGAAUGCAUGUUCCUGACGAAAGUAUACUGUAGCGACAUAAGCAUAUAACAGGUGCUCAGUUUCUAAUAAAUGAGUUAAUCGGGU